This is a messenger RNA of Clonostachys solani, 663 nucleotides long. Lineage: Eukaryota; Fungi; Ascomycota; Sordariomycetes; Hypocreales; Bionectriaceae. The record is from the annotation of a GenBank genome assembly.
AUGAAGCUUCAUCUUCAAUACAUGGGAGCUGAUAAGUCCCCCGCGGUCCCACAGAGUCCGGCUGAGCUCGCAGCUUUCAGGCUGGAGACGACAAGUAUCAAGACAAGGAAGCUAACCAAAGAUAUCAUCAAACGCCAAGAGCUGAGCCAGCGGAAGACAGAGACACAGGGAGACGACGCUACCAAGCUUCGACCCAAACCGGUGCUAUUCAACGAUAAGACAUUUGGCGAUGCCCUCUCACCCUUCUUUGCUACGGACAGUUGGUUCAACAAAUCACAGCCUGGCGGCCAUGAAGCACAGGCGAGGUGGCCGACAAUGGCAGAUUUCAAAGAGGAUGGCGACCACAGAGCGCCUCGACACAGUCGAUAUUUCCCCCUUCCUCGGGUUGAUGGUGUUGCCAUCCUGGCCCAGGAUCAUUCUAAUGGCCAGAUGUCCAGUCUUGAGACAGGCAUCAAACAGGAGAAGGGGGCGGUCAAGUGCGGUCCUCGGUUCAUUCUACCGGUAUCGUCGAACUUCCAUCCCCCACUAGAUGGGCCAGAGGACGUGCUAGAGGAUUUACCAGACGACUGUGAGGAGGCCAGGGUGCCCCCCUGCUUUUAUCGUUUUGUAGAAAGCAUUUAUAACGAAGACAAGGACGAAGAGGAAACAGAAGACUUCAAGUAA